CAACAGAAAUGACUAACCGAGAAGAAGCUGAGAUACAAAUUUCAGAAUUAGAGUUACUCUCUAGCAUGUUUCCUUAUGAGGAGGAGUUCGUCGUGACUGACCAGCUGGCUGCAGCAGAGCUAAAGCACUAUGUUGAAAAUGAGUCUGCAGAGAUGCCGUCUUCAAAAGUUCAGUUUAUACUGAAUGUAAAGCCAGAGGUCUCUAAUGCCUCUAUGGUGGAAUUCUCUAUGUCCUGUGCUUUACCAUUUAAAUAUCCAGCUGUUCUACCAGAAAUUACUGUGAGGUCGUCAUUAUUAAGCCGCUCUCAGCAGAUUCAGAUGAACUCUGAUCUGAAAACAUAUUUGAUGCAGAACUGCAGUGGUGAGCCCUGCAUGUUGAGUGCAAGGGAGUGGGUUAAAGACCACGCAGCUGCUUACAUUGACAAAGAGCUUUCGUCUUCCUCACUGACAACAUCGAAUGCCAUGCAGUCAGAAGAUGUCACGUUCACUCGAUUGUGGAUCUAUAGUCAUCACAUUUACAACAAGCAAAAAAGAAAGAAUAUUAUUGACUGGGCCAAGGAGCUCGCUCUAUCAGGGUUUUGCAUGCCAGGGAAACCAGGUGUUGUUUGUGUAGAAGGUCUACAAAGUAGUUGUGAAGAGUUCUGGUCAAGAGUAAGAAGAUUAACGUGGAAAAGAAUUCUCAUUCGCCACAGAGAAGAUGUUUCUUUGGAAGGUGGAGGGCAUGCUGAGAUUCAGAAACAAAGGAAGUUCUCUACUUUGGAAGAAAAAUGUUUUGAUGCACGUGGUGCCAGAGGAAAUCAUAUGGAUUUGGGGCAGCUAUAUCGGUUUUUAGAAGAAAAAGGGUUUGCUGACAUUUUUCAGAUGUACUUUGGGGUUGAAGGGCAUUGA
Molecule: messenger RNA, 887 nt
Organism: Pterocles gutturalis (yellow-throated sandgrouse)
Lineage: Eukaryota; Metazoa; Chordata; Aves; Pterocliformes; Pteroclidae
Gene: RWDD2B
Product: RWD domain containing 2B
Exons: 4
Coding region: 9-887 (292 amino acids)
Molecular function (GO): protein binding
Source: RefSeq, a predicted model, not a curated record